AUGGCGUCUUCGAAGGUGGCAUACGAGCCAGUACGCUCCUCGCCAGAUGGCGGCGCCUCGGGCAUAUCUUUACCGUCGCCGUCUUCUCCCUCUGCCGCGGCCGGUGAAGGGGCCGAAGGGUUGUUGCGAGAGAAACCGCGGGCCCGCGGGGGGUUCAGUCGGCAACGUUUAUGUACGAGUGGCACGCUCGUAGUAACGCUCCUGAACGCCGCCCUGUUCUCGGCAUCACUUGUGCUCUUCCUCCUGUCACGGAGCGAGAAGAGUAUACUGAACGCCGGGCUGCGGCAGGCAUCUACAUUCAGUCCGGUCUUCGACCGCAUCGACUUAGAGAUGCGGCCGCGUUUUAUCCAGGGAACGUUGUUCCCAGCGCGGGAGGGCGCCUCGAUUGCGCGGGAGCUGCCGAACCCGGCGGCAGAUGGGCUGUGGGAGGAGUGGGAGCUGAGCCAGUUCUACCCGUUGGCCUGGGACGAGGUUGUGCGCAUGGGAAAGGACCCGUCGACUAUGGCGAAGCUCGAGGACGCCGAAUGGGGUCUCGGCGACGACGCCUACGUCGGCACCCUCGACCUUUAUCACCAGGUCCACUGCCUCAAUAUGCUGCGCCGCCAGGCCUAUCGUGGCUACUACAACCUGAGCGAGCGCAGCCACGAGACCCUCGGCCUUGCCGAGGUCCACCUCAACCAUUGUGUCGACAUCCUCCUGCAGGCGCUCCAAUGCGGCGGCAACGUAAACUUCAUGACGUACCACUGGAUUGCCGGCCAGGAGUACCCGCAGCCCGACAUGUCGGUCAAUCGCCAGUGCAUCAACUUCGACAAGCUCACGGCGUGGAGAAUAGAGAAGGGACUGGACCUGGAUAAGUAUGUCAAGGUAAUGAAAAAGUCGCUACACCCAGGCGUCAAAGAAUUGCAUCAAAGCGAUGCGUACUACAAGUACUACAAUAGGACCAAUCCUAACCAUAUCAAUGGCUCUAAUCCGGGAGAGGACUUUAACUUGUAG
Molecule: messenger RNA, 993 nt
Organism: Durotheca rogersii
Lineage: Eukaryota; Fungi; Ascomycota; Sordariomycetes; Xylariales; Xylariaceae
Exons: 3
Coding region: 1-993 (330 amino acids)
Biological process (GO): mycotoxin biosynthetic process
Source: RefSeq, a predicted model, not a curated record